Molecule: messenger RNA, 3037 nt
Organism: Hylaeus anthracinus
Lineage: Eukaryota; Metazoa; Arthropoda; Insecta; Hymenoptera; Colletidae
Product: G-protein coupled receptor moody
Exons: 7
Coding region: 608-2323 (571 amino acids)
Biological process (GO): G protein-coupled receptor signaling pathway
Cellular component (GO): membrane
Molecular function (GO): G protein-coupled receptor activity
Source: RefSeq, a predicted model, not a curated record
GACACUCACCCCACGCCUGCGCUCUUUUCGGAUCCAGAGAACGCGUCUGUAUCAGAAUUCGACGGCCGAGGUGUCGGGAUCUGUUAGUUGCCUCGCGAAUAACGCGUGACUAGGUUUCGACAUACGUUUCCCCUCGUAAUUAUUGUUAUAAUUAAUAAAAAAAAAAGUUCGCUCGUUUGUGUUGAAAAAGAGAUAAGCAAGCUCGAGGUUAAACUCGACCCUCGAUUCUGGACCCUCUUGGAGGGUUGAUUGUUUCGAUCGGACGACUUUCUGGCGGUCGUAAUCGUUGGAACUGGAGGAACGCGCGAGUUCCUUGUUGUUUGAAAAGAUAUGAAUGUUAAGGAUGGAAGUGGAAAAGUGGUGACGUUGACGAUGUGAUUCGCUAUCGGGGGAGGUCUGAAAUCCAAAGGUAUCGAGGGAAUCUCACACGUGCCGGUGAAAUAUCAUAAAUGAUCCGCAUCAAUGAACAGAGAGCCGACAGCGUUCGCUUCCCACAAAGAGGAACGCCACCGAGAAACUGUCCAGAAAUUCUUCACGGCGUCCACAUGAUAUCUAAAGAACUUCCACGGAUUCUGGGGUUUCCUCGGGAACGCAAUUUUGCCGCAAGAUGGAGUACUGGAUGGCAAGCAACGAGACUGGUCAAAAUGGGAGAGCAGAGGUACUCGAGGAGGUCCUUCAGGAUCCUGGAUCGGCGAUCCUCUUCGUCGGCUAUCCACGAUGGUUGCUGCACCUCGCCGCCAGUUGCUGCGUCUUCUUCAUGCUCGUUGGCAUCCCUGGGAACCUUUUCACCAUUAUUGCCCUUUAUCGCACCAAAAAGCUGAGAAAUGCCACGACGAUCUUCAUAUUGAAUCUGUCGGUUUCGGACUUGAUGUUCUGCUGCUUCAAUCUUCCUCUGGCUACGUCGACCUUCUGGCACAGUUCCUGGCGUCACGGGGCACUUUUGUGUCGUCUGUUUCCCUUGAUGAGAUACGGCCUGGUCGCAGUGAGCCUCUUCACGAUACUGGCGAUCACGAUCAAUCGUUACGUUAUGAUAGGUCAUCCACGGUUGUACCCCACAUUAUAUAAACCGAAAUACUUAUUACCCGUUGUACUAAGUAUCUGGAUCAUCGCUUUUGGAGUGUUGGUCGUAACAUGGUUCGAGAGUUGGGGACGCUUCGGUCUAGACACAGCGAUUGGUUCCUGUUCGAUUCUCCCGGAUGUCCAUGGACGAAGUCCCAAGGAAUUCCUUUUCGUCGUUGCUUUCCUAACACCCUGCGUGGCGAUUGUCGUUUGCUACGCGAGAAUUUUUUAUAUCGUACGAAGAACAGCGUGCAAGACCAGAAGAAGGAACAUAGCCACGCGUACGGACAACGUUAAGGCAUACUCCAGGAAUCAAGAAGAAGAGCUGUCAGCGUUAGAAUCUAGUUGCACAGCAAGUGUCCUCUGCGCAAAUUUCUCAUCGAAACGUUCCAUCACUCCUCCGAAUCGACCGAAAAGCUCGAGGACUCCGUCGAGAUCGGCGAUCGAGGAGACUCUUUCGGAACUUCAACCCUCCUGGCAGCAAGAUGAAAAAGAGGAUGAAGAAGAAAGCGAAGAAGAAGCAGUAAUCGGGAGCGCAGAGUCAGAGAUAUUAAGAAAGAAAAAUACAAAGAAAAUGUCGAACAAACACGACGAGUUCCCACCUAUGGAGAUCGUCGAGGUCUACGAGAAAGUGUGCCCAGAUUUUGGAAUAAAAUUAGACGAUAUUCCCUAUGUGGACGAGCGCGAUGAUUUAGAUGCAGCGAAUGAUAUAUUCGCAAACAAUGAUCGUAGCGCGAUCAAAAAAUUGCCUGUAAAAGCUACCGCGAAUUCUAGAAAUAAACUUGAGAGAAUGGCGAGUAGAGCAUCGUUCAUCAUCGAGUCUGCUCUGUGGGUGCAAAGACUGAACUCGAAAACGUCGACGGUCAACGAUCGUUUGGAGAGUGUAACGUCGAGUUCCCACGAACGAUCGACGACAAGAAACGCCAUUGAUCGAAGCGAGUCAGGAUUAAAAAGCGUAGGAAGAUCGAGGAACUCUUUAGCUCUUCCCAGAAUGAGCAGCAAGGACAAGAAGCUGCUGAAGAUGAUUCUGGUGAUAUUUUCAUCGUUUCUCGUUUGCUACUUGCCGAUCACUGUCACGAAGACCUUUAAGAAUGCCAUCGAUUGGAGAGGACUUAAUAUCGCUGGUUAUAUAUUGAUCUAUUUGACCACCUGCAUCAAUCCUGUGGUCUACGUAGUGAUGAGUUCCGAAUACAGAAGCGCCUACAAAAAUGUGUUACUGUGUAGACACGAUCCUGAUGCCAAAAAUGAGAUUAGGAGACCUUGAGGGGGCAGAAGACGUCGAUUUCCUAUCGACAUAGUCGUGUAUCGCAACGUUUAUUUAAGUACAGAAUUUGUAACGUCGCGUGGGAAAAACUCACCCAACUAAAAUGUGAAGCGCAUGCGCAUACAUGGAUAAUUGCUUUAAAUUAUUCAAAAGAAAGUAAACCAGAGAAAGUGCAGACGCACUUUGAAAGAUUUCCAUCAUUUCAAAAAUUAUAUUUUUUGAAACGACGAAAAUCCUUCGAACUGCGCGUGCACAUUCCCCAAUUUAUAUAGCUUAUACCCAAUUUAUAUGAAAUAUGUAGAAACGAAUAAGAUAUUUAUAUAACAAAUUAUUCGUUAUGUCAUAUAUACUAUACUUUUAUAAUAAUAAUAGUAUCAAUACGCGUUGAUUCUAAUUCCAAGUUACCAUAUUUUCAUUUACUUGUAAAUGAGAAAGGUUGCAGCCAUUAGCUCAUAUUACUUGGUAUGGAAUUAAUAAUGUCAUCUAACCCUUAAUGGCGAUGUGCAGUUAGCAAUUACAUACUUCAAAUAAUAUAGAGGGCCCAGGUCUCACCACGUGGAGGUUACUGCAUAUAGAGACCCAAAAAAAUUGGGUGGCCAAGACAAAAACCACAUCCUAGCCACCUUUAUCCUUAAUCUAAAUGUUGUGUGAGUGUGUAUGUGUGUGUUGUGUGCCUCCCCCCUGCCAUGGCCGGGGAUGUAUUAAAAAAAAAUU